Histoplasma mississippiense is the source of this 1245-nucleotide messenger RNA. RefSeq lists its product as hypothetical. The record is from RefSeq and is a predicted model, not a curated record. The transcript is spliced from 4 exons. Gene Ontology annotation, molecular function: glycerone kinase activity. Gene Ontology annotation, cellular component: cytosol. Gene Ontology annotation, biological process: glycerol catabolic process. Bases 1 to 1245 code for a protein of 414 amino acids. NCBI's taxonomy places the organism in Eukaryota, Fungi, Ascomycota, Eurotiomycetes, Onygenales, Ajellomycetaceae.
AUGGAGCGCAUUGAAACAUCCAAGGGUGUCUUCGUGAUUGCCGUGAACUAUACCGGUGACGUCAUGAAUUUUGGGAUGGCGACCGAGAAGGCGAAAGCCGCGGGCAUCAAGGCCGAGUUCUUUGCCAUUGGUGACGAUGUCGGAGUUGGGAGAACAAAAGGUGGCAGGGUUGGCAGGAGAGGUAUUGGUGGUAGUAUUCUAGUGUUGAAGAUUGCUGGUGCCCUUGCAGAGUCCGGUUCGUCUUUGGACGAUGUAUAUCGAAUCUCGCAACUAGCUGCAGCGAACAUUGUCUCCCUUGGCGCUUCUCUCGAACAUGUCCAUGUUCCUGGACGAGGAAUCCCAGACACAAAUUCCGACGAAAUGAUACCCCAUGAUGAAAUUGAAGUAGGAAUGGGAAUCCACAAUGAACCAGGCUCCGACCGAAUCAAAGCUACCGGAGAGGAGCUGAUCAAGCGCAUGCUUGUCCAGCUACUGGAUCAAAAUGAUAAGGAUCGUGCAUUCCUGAAAUACUCCGCAUCGGACGAAUUCGUCCUGCUCAUCAACAACCUUGGAGCCGGUACAUAUGACACCAAGAAAGCCGUCGUAGCGGAAGAAACCCCGUCCAACCUCCAACUUGAUCCCACCAUCCUCAAGAAAGUCCUAACAUCCGGCCUUAACCGCGUAAUCGACGCCGAACCACUCAUAACGAAAUACGACACCAUCGUCGGCGAUGGCGACUGCGGCAUCGGCCUCAAGCGUGGCGCCCAUGCCAUCCUCUCCUACCUUGAUGCGCCUCCCACCCCUCUCACAUACGACCUCGUCACCUCCCUCCACAAAAUCAUCACCAUCGUCGAAAACACCAUGGACGGCACCAGUGGCGCCGUCUACGCCAUCUUCCUCAACGCCCUCGCGCACGGCCUCCGCGAACAGGCCCCAGGCUCAGCUCCCAAGCCCGUUACCGCGAAGGUGUGGUCUGGUGCGCUGCAUCAUUCCCUGCGCGCUCUGGGGAAGUACACCCCCGCGCAGGUUGGUGAUAGGACGCUGAUCGACGCGCUUGCGCCGUUUAUUACCACGCUGGCGGAGUCUGGGGAUCUGGGAACAGCUGUGAAGGCCGCGGAGGAUGCGACGGAGGCGACAAAGCAUAUGAAAGCAAGUUUGGGGCGGGCUGUGUAUGUGGGUGGUGAGGAGGAGUGGAUUGGCAAGGUGCCGGAUCCAGGGGCAUUUGGCCUGGCGCAGUUUUUGAGGGGUGUUGCGGAUGCGGUGUAA